Messenger RNA from Peronospora matthiolae, 225 nucleotides. Lineage: Eukaryota; Oomycota; Peronosporomycetes; Peronosporales; Peronosporaceae. The record is from the annotation of a GenBank genome assembly.
AUGGUACAGACGCAGUUCAGUAAGAAGGUCAAGUUUGUGCGACACUACGGAGCUUGCGAGCUCGCAACCAACUCGCUUCGUAUUUUCUACGAAGACGAAGGCAUUGAACAGCAUGUUGAAAAGACAGCGGCUGUGAAGAAGACACCUCGUCAAGCUGCGUCAAGUGUUGAAGCAAGUGGAAGACCAAGCUUCGCUAUACCGGUGGGUACCGGUAUGUACCAGUAA